Diceros bicornis minor is the source of this 1486-nucleotide messenger RNA. Its product is annotated as myeloid cell surface antigen CD33-like. The record is from RefSeq and is a predicted model, not a curated record. Gene Ontology annotation, cellular component: plasma membrane. NCBI's taxonomy places the organism in Eukaryota, Metazoa, Chordata, Mammalia, Perissodactyla, Rhinocerotidae. The transcript is spliced from 7 exons. The coding region runs from base 1 to 1014 and encodes 337 amino acids. Gene Ontology annotation, biological process: cell adhesion. Gene Ontology annotation, molecular function: sialic acid binding.
AUGUCACUACUGCUGCUGCUGCUGCUGUCCCUGCUGUGGGCAGGAUCCCUGCCUCAGGAUAGGAGAUUCUGGCUGCAAGUGCAGCGGUCUGUGACGGUGCAGGAGGGGCUGUGCGUCUCUGUGCCCUGCACCUUCUCCCAUCCCAGGGACUACUGGACUGACCCUGCACCAGCUCAUGGCUACUGGUUCCGAGAAGGAGCAAAUCCACAGCAGGAUGCUCUUGUGGCCACAAACAACCCAAGUCGUGCAGUGCAGAAAGAGACCCAGGGCCGAUUCCUCCUCCUCUGGGACCCUUGGACCUACAACUGCUCCCUGGACAUCAGAGAUGCACAGAGAGGGGAUGGGGGGAGAUACUUCUUUAGGGUGGAAAGAGGGCCUUAUGUGAGAUAUACUUACAAAGAGAACCUACUCUCAGUGCUUGUGACAGCUCUGACACAGACGCCUGACAUCUACAUGCAGGGGACCCUAGAAUCUGGCCACCCCAAGAACAUUACGUGUACAGUGCCAUGGGCCUGUGAGAGGGGAACGCCCCCCACCUUCUCCUGGAUUGGGGUUGCCCUCACCUCCCUGGGCCCCAACACUCCCCGCUCCUCAGUGCUCACCCUCAUCCCAGGGCCCCAGGACCAUGGCACCAACCUCACCUGUCGAGUGACCUUUCCCAGAGCUGGUGUGAGCACGGAGAGGACCAUCCAGCUCAAUGUGUCCUAUAUGUCCCUGAACCUGAACAUCAGCGUGUUCCAGAAAGAAGGCACAGGGAGAUCAGGGCCCGUGGCAGAGGUGGUUCUGGUGGCCAUCGGGGAAACGGCUGUGAAGACCUUGCUCCUCCUCCUCUGCCUCAUCUUCCUCAUAAUGAGGUCCUGCAGGAGGAAGGUGGUGAGGCAGACGGGGGUGUGGAGGAUGAAAAAUCCAUCCCAGGUUAAUCCCUCAGGGCUCCAGACUUUUUCCAGAGACCAUCAUCAUCCACUUCCUGCACAGUGUGAGCAGCUACCUGUCCUCUCCAUGGCCACAGACUGACCUGCAAACACCACAGGCUGGAUUUGAAGGCCUGGCAUGGUCUGACCCCUGCUGGACUCUCCUCCAGAUUCCUCCCUCUCCCUGCAUCUGGCAAUGUCUCCAUCCCCAGCUGGGCCAAGGCCUCUGUGGCUCUGAGACCUUUUCACGAGCAGUUCCUUCUCCUGAAAUGCCCUUCCCUCCCCAUUCUUGCCUUUCCAAGUCCUGCUCAUCUUUCAGGCUCACUCUUCAAUGUUCCCCAGUGUGUGUUCGUGUGUAAUUCUUGUAUAGUUCUGAGAAGAGUGACAUCAGUCAUUUAUUUAUAGACUCUUGAGCAAGUAUUACUGAAGACCGACUCUGUGCCAAAAUUGUUGUAGGUGCCGAGGGUGCAUCAGUGAACACAGCAACCAAAAUCUCUGUCAUCAAGAGACUGUUAUUCUGGAGACAAAAAGCAUCGAAAUCAAAAUAAAUAAAUAAGAAAUUAAAGCAUGUUGAA